Messenger RNA from Hemicordylus capensis (graceful crag lizard), 3549 nucleotides. RefSeq lists its product as uncharacterized. The record is from RefSeq and is a predicted model, not a curated record. Gene Ontology annotation, molecular function: DNA helicase activity. Lineage: Eukaryota; Metazoa; Chordata; Lepidosauria; Squamata; Cordylidae. Gene Ontology annotation, biological process: telomere maintenance; DNA repair.
AUGCAAAGACUAACAGAAAAUUUGCAAACAGCAAAAGUCCAAAUGAUUUUCAUGGAACAAGCAAACUUAGACCUCAGAAGUUACAACGCACCAAGUUCCCACACUGAGGUUGCAGCAAUAUUUGUCGGUGAGGAUGGUGAACCACCCAGUAAUCGUGACAUCUGCAUUUAUCCAACCGGAGAAACUUGCCAAAUCAUCUCACCUAUGAACUGCAACACCGACCCAAUGGUAUAUCCUCUGCUUUUCCCACAUGGCGAGUGUGGAUGGCAUAUUGGAAUGUCACAUGUUGAAGAAAGACGCUCAGCUAAGCGAGUGAAGGUCACACAGCUGCGGUACUUUGCCUAUCGCCUCGCAACAUGGAGAAGCUUCAGUCUCUUACAUAGCAGUGGCAAAUUAUACCAGCAAUACAUUGUGGACGCUUAUGUCAGAACAGAGGGAUCAAGAUUGAACUACCUAAGACAAAAUCAACAAGAUUUACGCAUAGAGCAAUACCGUGGACUCUUAGAUGCUCUGGAAACCCAUGCCAAAAAUGAACACCUGAAAACAGGGAAGAUGAUAAUAUUGCCAUCAACCUUCCAAGGCAGCCCUCGAUAUAUGCAACAAAACUAUCAAGAUGCCAUGGCCAUAAUCAGAAGAUUUGGACAUCCAGAUUUAUUUAUCACAUUUACUUGCAACCCAGCUUGGCCAGAGAUAAGUCAGGCCAUGCAAGGCACUCAAAGACCAGAGCACCGGCCAGACAUUAUCGUCCGUGUUUUCAAAAUGAAAUUAACAUCACUCUUGGAUGAUAUCUUGAAACACCAAUUCUUUGGCCAGGUCAUUGCAUACAUCUACGUCAUCGAGUUCCAAAAACAAGGUCUGCCACAUGCUCACGUCCUGCUUACCUUACAAACAAAAAACAAAAUCAGAACCAAAGAUGAUAUAGACAGAUAUGUGCAUGCAGAGAUACCCUCCAAAAAUGUCAGCCCUAAACUCUACGAAAUUGUAACAAAGCACAUGAUUCAUGGACCUUGCGGCACACUAAAUCCACACGCACCUUGCAUGAAAGAUGGCACAUGCUCCAAGAACUUUCCCAAGGACCUCCGAAACUCCACAGAGGAGAAUGUGAACGGAUACCCUCUCUACAGAAGACAAACAUCAGCCCCAGUCAGGCUUGGGAAAUACGAUGUUGAUAAUUGCUGGGUAGUCCCAUAUAAUCCCUGGAUCUUGAAAAAACAUAAUGCACAUAUCAACGUAGAAGUUUGUGCCUCUGUGAAGAGUGUGAAGUACCUUUACAAGUAUGUGUACAAAGGGCAUGAUGCCACAUCAAUCAAGCUACAGCAAGAAAAUCAAACUGGCAUACUUGAACAUGAUGAAAUAACAACAUUUCUGGACGGAAGAUAUGUUAGCGCUCCAGAGGCAAUGUGGCACAUCAAUGAGUUUACACUAACAGAAAAGUCACACACCAUAAUCCGCUUACCAGUUCAUCUGCCAGAACACCAGCAAUUGGUAUAUCAUGAAGGCCAAGAAGAGCAGGCCAUUGCCAUGGCAUCUAUCAAAAAAACCAUGCUAACUGCCUGGUUCACACUGGAUCAUGAAGACCAAGAAGCAAAUAAGUUGACUUACGCAGACAUCCCCAAAUACUAUGUCUUUGAUAAGAUCCACACAAAAUGGAAGAGGCGACAGCGCAGAGGGGAAGGAGUUAUUGGAAGAAUGCCAGUAGUAAGCAUUAAAGAUUCAGAGCGGUACUAUCUGCGCAUGCUACUCACCCGAACCAAAGGUAGCACUGGAUUUGACAGUUUGAGAACUGUCCAUGGGGUACUCUAUGACAGUUACCUAGAAACCUGUAGAGCACACGGACUUCUAGAAGGAGAUAAAAACUGGCAUGAAACACUGACUGAGGCAGAACAAAGUCAGAUGCUGCAUUCUCUUAGAAUGCUCUUUGCUAUAAUCGGCGCAUUUGGAGAAGCAGAAGAUGUGGCUGAACUCUGGAACCAACACAAACAUGCCAUGUGUGAAGAUUUAGUACGUAAAUAUUCAGAGUCCACUGACCCACAAUAUGCACUUGCUGAAAUUGAAACACAGCUAAAGACUUAUGGCAUGACUUUGAAGAACAUGAAUUUGCCGGUUCUGCAUCUACCAGAUGCUAUUCUAAAACAGGACACCAUAGACAUACUGGGAGAACAAGAACAGGCCAAAAUACAUACCAGUCAGCUAAACAUAGAACAACAAAGAGCAGUCACCACAGUACUACAAGCCAUAUAUGACAUUCCAAAUGACAAGCCACACUGCUUUUUCCUAGAUGGACCUGCAGGAACAGGGAAAACAUUUGUCUAUACAACACUCAUACACACUAUCCGAAGCAAAGGAGACCAGGCUACAGCAGUUGCUUCAACGGGAAUAGCAGCUACACUAUUACCAGGAGGUAGAACAGCACACUCAGUAUUCAAGAUUCCACUGAUCCUGGAUGCAAGCUCAACAUGCGAUAUAAAGCCAAACACAAUUGCAGCAAAACACCUCAUAGACACAAAAUUGAUAGUCUGGGAUGAAGCACCAAUGACACAGACACAUGCCUUCCUGGCUGUAGUCAGACUCCUCAAAGACCUCACAAAAUCCACACAACCAUUCAGAGGCAAAACCAUCUUGCUGGGGGGUGAUUUCCGACAAAUCCUCCCUGUCAUCAUUAGAGGAUCAAGAUCCUUAACCGUAGCCAGCUGCUUAAAAAAACACCACCUCUGGAAACACAUUCAUGUAAUCAAACUCAACAAAAACAUGCGUGCUCUGCACAAUGAAAAAGACUUUGCAACAUGGCUUCACACCACACCAACUAAAAGGAAGAGCAAUACUGACUGUGACAAACCACAUGUCAAUAACCGUGUCCUCAAUAACCAUGUCAAUAACCGUGUCCUCGAACUCAGUAACCGUGUCCUCGAAUGUAUGCCAGGAGAGGAAGUCAUAUAUGCAAGUAUAGACACCAUCGAAAGUGAGCAAGAAGAAGAUCGCCUGGCAUACCCAGAGGAAUUCUUAAACAGCCUUACACCAACAGGCAUGCCACCACACCAACUGCGUCUUAAACCAGGAGCAAUCAUCAUGCUGCUGAGGAACUUAGCUCCCACAAAAAGACUGUGCAAUGGAACACGUCUCACAGUCAUACGCCUUCAACCCAACAUUAUUGAAGCAAAACCCAUAACACACUCUGAAAACAAUGAGAUUGCUCUCAUCUCAAGGAUUCCAAUAAUACCCUCGGACACAAAUAUGCCAUUCAAAUUCAAAAGAAGGCAGUUCCCAGUAAGAUUGUCCUUUGUAAUGACCAUCAACAAGUCACAAGGACAAACCUUUGACAGAAUAUGCCUUUACCUAAAAGAUCCAGUAUUCAGCCAUGGACAAUUAUAUGUUGCUCUAUCUCGAGUCAGAUCAUUUGACUCAUUAACCAUCGUGUCAGCACAACAGGACAUCCCAAACUGCGUCUACACAGAAAUAUUUGACAAUAACCAAGAAGAAACAGACAAAGAAACACAGAACAGCAGAACAACAAAACACACAGACAGCUUUGGACCAGGAACAAAAAAAUAA